This is a messenger RNA of Drosophila subpulchrella, 1101 nucleotides long. RefSeq lists its product as uncharacterized. The record is from RefSeq and is a predicted model, not a curated record. NCBI's taxonomy places the organism in Eukaryota, Metazoa, Arthropoda, Insecta, Diptera, Drosophilidae. The coding region runs from base 766 to 1005 and encodes 79 amino acids. The transcript has 3 exons.
UCCUAAUUAUCCUUUGAACUUAAUUGCUUAAUUAGAAGACUAUUCCAGUGUGGUAUGUCGCAAAGGCUGGACUGAAGGUGUAUAGUAUGGAUUGCUGGAACGAAAUUGAUUUUGAUAUCAGUUCUUCUGGAUCACGGCACCAUUUACAAAACUUUUGGCUAACAACUUUUGUUGGGCAUGGAUUACAAUUUUUGAAGUUUACAAUUACGAAUAGGUGACAUAUGCGAAGACAGUUUAAAAAAGCAAACUUCCGCUGCAUAAAGGAAACUGUGUUAAGUCUCAUUUAAUUAUUACACCAAAAAUAAUUUAAAGAAAGUGUAUUUUGAAGGAACACACACGUUAUAUGCAUUUUGAAGGACUUUCUUUAAUCCAAUAAUCAGUCUUACAGGACACAUUCUAAAUUACCCACUGAGGUCAAACAUGUAUUCAGAACUGAUCUUGUUUGGUUUCAAAAUAAUCAGUUUCAACCAACCGAAGAAGUACCCGCAGUAAUUGCAAUUAAUUUAGAGUGCUCCUAGAUAAAUUACUACAAUCAAAAAGCAUUUCAUGUGAGAAAAUCCGUUGCGACGCAACCGAGCAGAUAAAGUGUACCUACCUGCCUGCCAAGUCGAUGACGCAUUUCAUCCCCAUAUUCCUUCGGGUUUUUAAGAACAGGUAGGGAAGGGAAGGACUCCCCGAGUGGGUAUAAAAGACCGAGCAGCUAGACCUACACCAUCAUUCGAACUACAGUUCUUCAUCCGAUCAGAUCAACAACCAUCCAGCAAAAUGUUCGCCGAAACAGCUCUUAUUUCCAACUCGAUCGAAGUGUCGGGGAAGCAAUCUCUCACCGGCGCCUCUACCAACAUGAAGAAGCUGCUGAGGACCAUCAAGAAGAUCUUCAAGAACUCUAAACCUUCAAAGGAGAUCCCGAUCUCCAACGUCCUUUACUCCUGCGCCACUGAGGAGGAGCACCAGAAUUGGCUCAACGAACAACUUGAAGCCAAGAAAAUCAGCCUUCUCUGCUGAGUUCUUCUGGGGUACUCUCCUCCAUCGAAUAACUGUGAUGACCCCCACUGGAAGGUCAAAAAAUCUGCACUUCGGCUUUAAACUCCAACUGUGAUG